AUGACAGUAGCCGAAAACUAUCACAAGUCAGCUGUGUUGCAAGGGAUCGAUGAUGAUACUGGCCCACAAGGUUCUAGUUCGUAUUCGCCAACUCGUUCACAGAAUUCAAAAAACCUACUAACACAUCUGAUAAGUGGACCACAAUUGGCAAAAGAUGAGAAUAUUGUAAGAAUGUUCAAGUCUCUCAGCGUUGACGUACAGGAUUUGGUAGAAGAAGUGCGAUCCUUGCGCAAAAUCAUUGAAGUCACCAAUGGUGCCCAAAAUAUUCAAUUACCAGAAGAGAUUGAAGACAUGGAAAUACCUAUAUCAAACAUGGCAAAAUUCGUAAUUUUUUACGAAAAAUUAAAUAAAGAGAAUUCUGGAUUCCGUAACAGAGUGGCACGCUCUUUACACCUACAUAUCGACCGGGAUGGGGUAUUGUCAAAAAGCGUCAAGUCGAUGCUUAAACACUACCUAUCAAGAACACUACUAUUGUUGUUCACUGCAGUAAAAAAGACAGAAGGCAAGGAAGUCUUCAGUGAGACGAACUUCUGUAAAAUCAUAAUGGGAGUACUAAACGAACAGCACGCUAAAAACGGGAAAUCACCAACAAAAAAAAGUGUAUUUUACAAACAGCUUGGAAAUUUAAUCAGCAACGCAAUCGAUUGGGAUGGACAUCGUAAAAAAAGAAAAGAACGCCGAGAGACUAACCUGAGGAAAAAAAAUAAUGCUAUACCAGAAAAUGAAAAUUCCCUGCCGGAAAGGGACAAUGCUAGCCCGAGGACUGACGAUACUUUUGAGAAUUCAGAGCCGCUUGUUUGA
Neodiprion fabricii is the source of this 801-nucleotide messenger RNA. RefSeq lists its product as uncharacterized. NCBI's taxonomy places the organism in Eukaryota, Metazoa, Arthropoda, Insecta, Hymenoptera, Diprionidae. Bases 1 to 801 code for a protein of 266 amino acids. The record is from RefSeq and is a predicted model, not a curated record. The transcript is spliced from 5 exons.